AUGUCGCAUGAUAUUAAUAACAUCGAGGGCAGGCACAGACUCGGUCCGAACUUGCAAGUUCAUACAAGUCACAACGACGACAACUCGACUACUCAAACUUCCAACUGGCUGAAACUAGUGCUCAACGACCAAGAAGUAAAUCCGUCGUUUAGUUUAUGGAAUUCCUAUCCUGAAGAUCAAAAACUACAUAGUAAGCCGCCCUCUUAUGAUAGACAACUUCAUUCUCCCCUCGUUUUUAAGACUUUCAGUCCGGGAAGCGGCGAAUCUUCUCGUUCAAACGCAAAUUGUCCCAAUUAUCAAUCUUCGUCUUCGCCGUAUACAAAUAUCCACAACAUGUCCGAAGACCAAAUCAUCCGAGUCGUGGAAGUGCUUGGGAAAAUCUUAGAUGACGUCAAGGUUGACAUACAGGGAACAGUAAUUAACACUACGGAUAUCGAUGAGAUUAUUCCUCAGUCCUUUCUCGACGAAUUUAACAAGCUUCUGAAUGAUUCUCCCAUAUCUCACCAAGAUAUAGCAAAACCGGCAGUCAUAAAAUCUGUAUCUCAACUUCGCCAUUAUUUACGUGAUGAUGCCUCCAUUUCGCAAACGACGGAAAUUUAUCGUUGCGUUUUUAAUUUCUGUUGCCAAAUGACUGCUUUCCUAACAGUUGCUCAAAUGUUCUUCGAAAUAGUUGCAAAGGAACUAUUAUGCGACAAUGCUGAUGAUGUAUUUGCCAAGCGUCGCAUGGAAGGCUUUAUGAACAUUUUUCAAGACGAUGAUAACGUAUUUAUACAUCAAGCGAACAAUAAUGGCAAUUACCACGUCUUGGAAGGAUUUAUCUGGUAUUAUCAACUAAUUCACCCGCGCGGUGAUCGUUGCCAUGAUCUAUCGCUCAGAUUACGUUCUCUUGCUAUUCGCUUUGCAACUUCCUCUUCCAUCGAGGCUAUCCUAUCGAUGUUUUAUACAAAAUACUUUUUGAACGUUUUUGCAAAAGAACAUCAAAAAGAUCAUGGUCAAUUUUAUACGCCGAGAGAAGUCAUGAAAUUUAUGUGGGAUCGAGCAUUAUUCGGGAAAGGAACCGGAACUGAAAUCGACAAGCUGCUUGGAUUCUAUCCUCAAAAUUGUAACGGACAUGAUCACGAUGGUUCAUCUUCAUGCGGUCACCUACCUGACGUGCCUAGUGUCUUGGACCCAUGCAUGGGCGUCGGUUCAUUCCUAUGCGAGUUUAUAAAUCGUCUUAUUAAUGCAGCUCAGCAAACUCCUUCAGUUUGGAACAAUCCUAGGGCACUCGUCCAUUUAAUUCAGUCAAUCGCUAAGAAGAUUUGGGGAAUAGAGAUUGAUGGUUUUGCCUUCCACCUGGCCAAGCUCAACAUAGCAAUACACAUCAUACCAUUAUACAAGCGCCUCUUGUGGUUUCCCACGUCAAUACCUUUCAAGCUGCCCCCUCUGCAGCUAUUCUGUAACGAUACUCUGAAUCUCUACCUCCCGAAAGCAAUCAACUCGUGGGAAUAUAAAUGCCUAAGCCUACUACGCUCGCCGCAGAAACUAAAGUUUGAUUAUAUAGUCACUAACCCCCCGUAUAUGAUAAGAAAAACCGGGUUUAUAUCUGAACCAGACAGUGAAUUGUUUGACGAACGAAUACUUGGCAAAGGUGGUAUGCAAGCCUAUGCAUAUUUCUUCUGGUUCUGCGUCGAAAGGUGUAAAGAAGAGGACGGCGAGAUGUGCUUAAUAAGUGCGAGUCAGUGGAUGGGACUAGAAUUCGCCGACAAGCUCAGGGCUUGGAUUUGGCAGCAAUGUCAUCUGAUAGAAUUUUUCCAGUUUGAGCCAUUCAAAGUAUGGCGGAAAAUCCAAACGGACUCGCUCAUAUUUCGUCUUCGUCGACGAAAAGUUCCCAUUAAUCCCAAUUGCAGCAAUCCAAUUCCCGAUUCUCACUCAUCAAACCCAGUGUGUUUCCUAAGAUACAUGAAUCGAAAAGCAACCCUGCAGGAAACUUUGAAGGCAUACUCAGAGUUUAAUCCAAAAAAUCCUGACAACACCGACAUGCAUUACAAGCUUACAGAUCCACACCCGAAAACUAUACUUCCAUUAAAAACGAGUUCCUUUUCCUUUACGUUUUUAAUGCCUACAUCUGCCGUAAGUGAAUGGCUGCAUUCACGAACAUCAAAUUUGCCUUCCUUGUGUGAUCAUUCAAGCCUCAAAUCCACGUGGCAAGAACAGAAUCCAUUAAUCUGGCAUCGAGGUCCUAAUACAACUCCUGUCUAUGCUUUGGUGGUGCGCACCGCAUGGGCACAUUCUAAAUUUGGCCCUGCCGUCUGUCAGAGAUGGCUGAGACCCGUUUUUUAUUGGAACGGCAAGAACGGAGGAAAAGAAGCCGAAUUCUGGCAGAAAAUGGGAGAUGAAUUAAGAUUAGAAAAAAAGGAAAAUUCGCCCGCAGAGGCUUAUGUGCCGUUUUUGGCAUCAAAGCAGAAGGCAUUGAGAGAAAAGGCGGGAUAUUCGUUAAUCAUGGUAGACCGAGAGGGAGUAGAUAAGGUGCGAGAAGAAUUUGGAGAGGAAAGCGAGUUUUGGAAGUUUUUAAGAGAAGCGAGAAAGCAUCUGCAGACAAACAUGAAUUCGAGAGAGAUAGUUUUCUGUGGUACCAGCAAAUGCGGUGUGGAUAUCAAAACAAAAAUCAUACAUCCGAUAAAUUAUGGAUAUUUUACGAAAAACCAGCCGCGCCAACGGUUUUUCGUAGACGAAGACAGUGUUUGCGUAACAAAUCAGUGUAUAUAUUUUACGGUAAAGGCCACUACUGGCCUUUCGCCAUACUUUUUCCUUGGGCUGUUGAACUCGACAACGAUUCAACACUUCUUGGCGCACCAUUGCAAAUAUGAUCAGCAAGGCCGCAUGAGACUGUUUCGUGAAAGUAUGGCUAAAAUUCCGUAUGCACCACCCACGGACUUAAGUACCGUAGAAUGGUUUGUAGAAUGUGUGCGUAAAAUGGUUCGGGUACGUCGGAUGUUGUUUGAGGGAUUGGCUUAUUGUGAUGAUGCGGAUAAAGUAGGAAGCACUAUAAUAGAGAAUUUGCGGCGUGGGACGUGGUUGUUGACUGGGAGAGAAUGGGAGAAAGAACGGUCAGAGGAGACGGAUGGGAAUAGAGUAGUUUUAACGGAAGAAAAAGAGGGGAAUUGGGUAACUGUAAAAAAGCGUCGUGGGCAUGGUGAUGGGGUGGAAUACUCGAUGUAUCCAGAGUCGACAGGUCGCGACGAAGUAAUGGUUUGUGAGAUAGCUCUACCACGAGCAACUACCAUUACCACUCAACGAAUAUUCAGGAACACCUGCAUGACCAAGACGCAAAGCAUGCGGCAUUUCUUCGAAUCACUAUUAUACGCGUCGGCAUGCCUUCAAUACGCAAUCGACCAGUACACUUACUCGCUGUACGGUAUCGAGGCGACAGCUCAGGAAUCAUUGGAAGCAGAAUUAAAAUUAGAAGUACCUGAGGGGGUUACCGAAAGUCGUCCACGUUGGAACGGUGUUAGUGGAAAUCAUACAGGACGCCUCGGUAAUGUCGUCGUCAGAGGAUAUUUGCCGGCUUGGAGCGACCAGCUAUUCAGAGAAGUCAAUCAGACGAUCAAAGAAGGUCAAUUGACGUUAGCAGAAAAAAAAAGAGCGACUUGA
Molecule: messenger RNA, 3633 nt
Organism: Paraglomus occultum
Lineage: Eukaryota; Fungi; Glomeromycota; Glomeromycetes; Paraglomerales; Paraglomeraceae
Source: the annotation of a GenBank genome assembly